This is a messenger RNA of Paraphaeosphaeria sporulosa, 675 nucleotides long. RefSeq lists its product as uncharacterized. Lineage: Eukaryota; Fungi; Ascomycota; Dothideomycetes; Pleosporales; Didymosphaeriaceae. The transcript has 3 exons. The coding region runs from base 1 to 675 and encodes 224 amino acids. The record is from RefSeq and is a predicted model, not a curated record.
AUGUCGUCCAUUCUGUACGAAAAAGACUUCACGAAGCUGGAGUCAUCGAUCCAUGAGUCAACCUACAAGCUGUUCAUGCACAUGGCAUGGAUGGACAUGUGCAUCGAUAACGGAAUGAUGGAACUGGAGUUGCGCACGAGGGCUAUGAAAAAGGCAAGAGACGAAAUGCAGGCGCUCGGGGAAUGCCUUCCAGAUCUCGCAGAGGAGGAUGUCACCACGGACGAUCGUAAAUCCAAACCCUUGGCAAGCUUGGACGUCUGCGAGACAACCUCGGAGCUGAUAAUGAGAACUAUUCGAUGUCUCGAAGCAGGCGCGAUGACCAAGUGUAUAGCUGCUCUGACUUGCGCUGCACUCAUUGCACCAGUGACGGCCAUCGACGAUCGAUUGGUACUGGGGAGGACCUUUGCUGUGCCUGACAUGGACGUCCACCCGGUCCCGACGAUAGCCAUCGGAACAUUGACAAGCAUGCUGUUCCUGUGCGGAGGGCAUUUGAUGGGUACGGCGAGAGGUCUCAUCGGUCCGCUAAUGGGAAUCACAAGCGUGCUUUACUUCAUGAUGCGGAACGAUGCAGCGGUGGAACCCAUCAUCGCAUGGGGUGUCCUCGGUGCCUGGUCGGUAUUCACUUUGAUGUAUCUCAAUUUCCAAUGCCGGAGGGUAACAUAUGACAAAAUGUGA